This is a messenger RNA of Lagenorhynchus albirostris (white-beaked dolphin), 3419 nucleotides long. It is a transcript of the gene TMEM44, whose product is annotated as transmembrane protein 44. The coding region runs from base 207 to 1385 and encodes 392 amino acids. The transcript has 9 exons. The record is from RefSeq and is a predicted model, not a curated record. Lineage: Eukaryota; Metazoa; Chordata; Mammalia; Artiodactyla; Delphinidae.
CCGCCCGCCCCCUGAAGCGCGGAUCUGGGCGCGCCCAUCUCCGGCCUGCGGUCGGCGCGCUCGGCUGGGGCCGCCGCGAAGGAACAGAACCGGAGGAGACGCGCGGGGAGGCAGCGCCCGGGGCGGCGGGCAGCGGGGGGAGGCUGCGCGCGGGUCCCCGGCCAGGCGGAGGCGCGGGCACCGGGCCAGGCGAAGCUGAUACAGCCAUGGGGGAGGCGCCCAGCCCUGCGCCCGCGCUCUGGGACUGGGACUACCUGGACCACUGCUUCGCCCGCCACCGUGUCUGCAUCUCCUUCGGCCUGUGGAUCUGCGCCUUCUCCUGCUGGAUCGCCGUCCACGCGCUGCUUCUCUAUCUGAGGUGUGGGAAGAAAUCCGGACGGGACCAAUCGGUGCUGUGUGCUGCCUGCUGCCUCCUGACCAGCCUGUGUGACACCAUCGGGGCGAUUCUGGCCAAACAGCUCACCAUCCAGGUCUUCACUGGUGUCUACCUAGCAGCUGUUGACCUGGUGAGCUUUGUGUCCAUUCUCUUCCCAGUCUGCAGCUCCAAAGUCAAGUCCAGUUCAGGUCGGGGCUCCCGGGAGAGAAAGAGGAGGCGGCAGCUCAGGGCCAGCAUAUUUGCCCUGGUCCUGCCGCUGAGCCUGGGCCCAGGCUGGGCUCUGUGGGCCGCUGUCCCGAAGGCUUCAGGCCCCAUCCGAGGGUCGCAGCGGAGGCUGCUGGGAAGCCUGGUACAGGACAAUACUGAAAUCCUUGGCUACCUGCUGGGUGGCAUCGCAGCCUUGGGUGCCUGGGCUUCCCGGAUCCCCCCACUCUCCAGAAUCUGCUGGGGUAGGACAUUUCCCUCCAUCUACCUGUGGACCCGGCUCCUGUCGGCCCUGGCUGGCCUCCUCUACGCCUCGGCCAUCGUGGCCCAUGACCGGCGGCCUGAAUACCUGCUACGGGCCACACCCUGGUUCCUGACCUCCCUCGGCCGUGCAGCGCUGGACCUCACCAUCAUUUUCCUUUCCUGGGUGAUGAAGAGCAAGCUGAGACAUGCUUUGGGGUUUGCCUCUGAAGCCAGAGAGAAUGCCGACACCCAAGCCCUUUUGACCUGUGCAGAGAAGGAGGAAGAAAACCAGGAGGCAAGGACCGAGAAUUCGGACUGGGUGCCUCUCACCACGCUUCCUUACUGCAAGCCCCUCAAGAGGAUGGCAGCUGUCAGCCGCUACCUGGAGCUGACCAUCGAGCCUGUGCAGCAGGUCACGGGCUCUCCGUACAGGUGCGUUUGGAACCCAGAGUGCAGUGAUAGCCGCCCCGCUGGGCUGCCCCUGGGACGUGCUGACGCUCAGACUUUGUGCCUGAGAGAAAGGUUUUACUCUUUGCUGUUGUUCCUUGGAAAGUGGGUGUAAAUAACCUGUAUGUGACGUAAGUGAAGUUCUGGGAGGUUUGGAGCACGCUUUCACGAUUAAGAGUCCACUUCGGCCAUUAAGCUGUUCUUCUGUCCAGAGGGUGGGUGGUGGGUGGGUGAUGGGAAGCCCUGGGGAAAGCACAGGGAGCCCUGGCAGCAUCUGGCCAACGCUUUGCACUAGAAAUUUUUAAAUCGUGGAACUUGUGAAAAAUAAUAGUGCAAAAGUUGCAUUCACUUGAACCCUUCCAGUACCUGAAUCUUGAGUGGAUGCCCACUGGAGAGCAGACUCCUUGAGAGAAGACUGUGUUCCUCUUCCGUUCUCCUCCACUGAGGCCAGCCAACACAUUUUUGAGCAAAUACUUCCAUUCGGCCUCUUCCUUCUGUGUCCACCAGAGGGCGAGAGUUGCCUCCAAGACAGCUCCCAGCAGGGAGCCAGGAGCCCCACCCUCUAGCCUGGGCAGAAGCUGCCUCCCUGGGCUCUAGGGUCAUCAUUCGCAUGGUGGUCUGUUUACUGAGGGCUAACUACUUGCCAGGCUCUGAGUAAAUAAUAACAGCCAACCCUUCCAUGAUGCUUAUUGUACUCACUGGUCACAGUGCUUGGAGUACUGGUCUAAGUGCUUUACAUAGAUGAACUCAUUUAAUCCAACAGCCAACCCUUGAGGUAUUAUGCUCAUUUUACAGAAAAGGAAAAUGGGGCCCAGAGAGGUUAAGCAACUUGCUCAAGGUCACACGGUUUGUUGGUGGUAGAACCAGGAUUCAGACCUGUCUCUGCCGAGUCUGUGCCUUUGACCAAAAUGCUGUGCUGCUUCUUACUGGGCAUGAUGGCUGACACCGAGUAAGCGCUUGAUAAAUGUUUUUUACAAUUAUUAGCAAGGCAGAGUCUUAGAACAACCUGAGGUAGAUACUAGUAUUAUUUCUAUUGUCAUUUAUUAAUACUUAAUCAUUUUAUUAUUCUUUUUUUUUGUUUGUUUGCGGUAUGCGGGCCUCUCACUGUUGUGGCCUCUCCCGUUGCGGAGCACAGGCUCCGGACGCGCAGGCUCAGCGGCCAUGGCUCACGGGCCCAGCCGCUCCGCGGCAUGUGGGAUCUUCCCGGACCGGGGCACGAACCCGUGUCCCCUGCAUCGGCAGGCGGACUCUCAACUACUGUACCACCAGGGAAGCCCUUCUUCUUCUUCUUCUUCUUUUUUUUUUUUUCAAUAUUUAUUUAUUUAUUUUUGGCUGUGUUGGGUCUUCGUUGCUGCCCACGGGCUUUCUUUACUUGCGGUGCACAGGAUUCUCAUUGCGGUGGCUUCUCUGUUGCGGAGCACGGGCUCUAGGCGUGCAGGCUUCAGUAGUUGUGGCACUCAGGCUCAGUAGCUGUGGCUCGCGGGCUCUAGAGCGCAGGCUCAGUAGUUGUGGCGCAUGGGCUUAGUUGCUCCGCGGCAUGUGGGAUCUUCCCGGACCAGGGCUUGAACCCAUGUCCCUUGCAUUGGCAGGCGGAUUCUUAACCACUGCUCCACCGGAAAAGCCCCCCUUAUUAUUCUUUUAAAAUGAGGCACAGGGAGGAUUAACUCACUUGCCCAAGAUCCCAUAGUUAGAAAAUCACAGGAAUAGGUUUCAGACUAAUCCUGUCUGACUCUGGCACCUGAGCUUUUAUGCAGAGGACAUGCUUUUUAUGCCGCCGUUUCAUGCCACGAUUUCAUGCCUGCUGCAUUAGCAAAUUAUUUUCUUUUUUUCAUGAGGCUGUCCCGAUGGGCAUGUUGUGGUGAUAUCGGUACCCUGUUGCCAUGUGCCUUGAUAUACGUCCUGUUUGAACUACCAUCAGGAAGUGGGCAAAAGAGCCAGAGUGGUGCUCACUCUUGCCAGCAUCACCUCCCGAGCGCUGGUCAAGGAGAGAUUUUCCAAGAGAUGCAGCUGGGGUCAGGCUGAGCCUAGGAGGCCGAGGGUGUGGGGUCCUAGGAGUCAACAGCUGGCAGCAUUUGAAAACUCCAUUUUCUCUGUUGACUCAGGUGUGCUCAGACCUGAGGAAUUUAUAGAUUAUUUCCUUUGUUGUGGC